AGCGCUUAUUGGGAAAGCUUUGCUUCGAUUGGUCAUGUCCUUGUUAAACACUUUAUUAAUUGGAGCUCAGUGGGCUUUUUAUUUUUUACUUGAUAAUGGUAAGGAGAAGGACGCAUAUCAAACCUUAACCUCAUGGUUUCUUUGUCCAAUAUAUGCAUGCUAUGUACUUGAGAGGAAGGGGGGAAAAUUGGGGGAUACCCCCAAGUACCUUCACUUGGCAAGAUUUGAACCCCUUACCUUAGGGAUUCGAGGUAAGAACUUUACCAAGCGAACCAAGCAUUGCUUGGUCUUAACUCCUAAUAGGCUCUAAUUACUCCCUCCAUCACCCAAUAGAUUUCCCAUUCUCCAAUGCAUGUUUGCUUAUCCACGUUUUGUAUUGUUAAUAUCUUUAAUUAAAUAUUAGUAAAAAUUAUAAAAGUUUGAUUUUUCUAAUGUAAGCAAUGAGACAAGUUAAACAAGACCCCACAUGACUUUUUUUUCUUGUAUAUUUGAAUUUUUAGAAGGAUUUCUAUACCUAUGAAUAGUUCCCAAAUUAGAAAUAGGAAAUCUAUAAAGGGAUGGACGGAGUACAUGGUAAUUCGAACCCCUUCAAUGUAUAAUAAUGAUGGUUUCUAAACUGAUUAUCAUGGCAGAUAAACAUGGUACAUGGAGGCCAUUUGGAAUUGAGGUGUUCCCCACAUGAAAAAUCUGCCAGACCUGAAUAAGUUGUACAUAAUACAUCUAUUCAGCCAAGCACCCUAUCUAAUCCUAUUUUGUUAUCUUCCUCGUCUCACCACCACACAUUUAUGAAGGGAUUUUGGAGGACAUCCUUCAUUUGACAUAUUAGUCCCUUUUUCAUUAUCAUCAUUCCCCACUAAGAUGUGACACUUACACUGGAUACCCAUAUGGGUAAUUUCAUUAGUUUGAUGAUUGUGAAUUAUAAAAAUUAUCAGAUCUCCUCUUAGCAGUUAAAGCUUCUGCUGUUAUAAAACAGGUUCAGUGCAGGUUUUGCACGGAGAAGGUGAAAACAAAGAGAGGGUAAGAAAAAUAGUACUCAGAAAUGAAGCAGAAAUUAUGCUUACUUGUUUGAUUGAGUGACUCUUUUCACCACACCACCUUUUUGGGGUGAAAGUUGGAGUUUACUUUGUCUCCUUUACUGCCAUACUGGUACUUUUAUGGCCUUAUAUAGUUAUAUUAUAAAAUUGUUUUGAUGAAAGUAUGAUAGUAAAGGGUUUCAAAUCCUUUUCAUGAUGGUACUUGAUCAAGAAGAAGCUGCAAUGCCCACUGUUGACAUGUCCUCUAAGAAAAAGGAGUUGCUCACUUCUGCCAUGAAAAGAACUAGUGAAUGGAUUAUCUCCCAGGAAAUUCCUAGUGAUGUUACCAUUAAUAUUGAUGAUGCUUCCUUUUCUUUGCACAAGUUCCCAUUAGUAUCAAAGUCUGGAUACAUCAAGAAAUUGUUAUCAGAAUCAAAUGAUUCCGAAAUCUGCAACCUUGAAAUCCAUGACAUUCCGGGAGGAGCAGAAGCGUUUGAACUUGCAGCAAAGUUCUGCUAUGGCAUAAACUUCGAGAUAUGCACAGAAAACAUUGCAAUGCUUCGAUGUGUAGCUGAGUAUCUCGAAAUGACAGAAGAUUAUGCUGUAGGAAACCUUGUAGGGAGAACUGAAACGUACUUAAAUGAAGUAGCAGUAAAAAGCCUUUCAUCCUGUGCCUCAAUUCUUCUUACAUCAGAAAACUUGCUUCCUAUGGCAGAGCAAGUCAAGGUUGUGAGUCGUUGCGUUGAUGCUAUAGCUUAUCUAGCUUGCAAAGAUGGCCAAUUUUCGGGGUCAAGUAGGGUGGAAGGUGGCAACAUUGAAGGCGGAAGCUCUUCAUUAGUUCCUCAGCAAAAACCCAUUGUCGAAUUUUGGUGGGCUGAAGAUUUAACUGUGCUUAGAAUUGAUAUGUUUCAAAGAAUUUUGAUAGCAAUGACAGCCAGAGGAUUUAAGCAAUUUGCUCUUGGUCCAUUACUUAUGCUCUAUGCUCAGAAGUCUCUUAGAGGUUUGGAAGUGGUUGGUAAGGGGAGGAAGAAAUUGGAGCCCAAGCAAGAACAUGAGAAGAGGGUAAUCUUAGAGACAUUAGUGAGCCUUCUUCCAAGGGAGAGAAAUGUAUUAUCAGUUAGUUUCUUGGUGAUGUUGCUUCGUUCUUCAAUAUGGCUCGAGACAACAGUUGCCUGCCGCCUUGAUCUGGAGAAAAGGAUGGCCUUACAACUUGGUCAGGCAGUCCUAGAUGAUCUUUUGAUACCUUCAUAUUUUUUCACCGGGGAUACCUUGUUUGAUGUGGAUUCAGUAAGGAGGAUCUUGAUGAACUACCUUGAGAGUGAAGUGGAUGGAAAUCAUCUGGGCUAUGGUGCAGGGGAAGAACAUGUUUCUACUUCAACAAAUGACUUGGAAAGAGUAGGGAAGUUGAUGGAGAAUUACUUGGCUGAGAUUGCUUCGGACAGAAACUUGACUGUUACUAAGUUUAUUGGUGUAGCUGAGGUUAUUCCUGAACAAGCUAGGGUUACUGAGGAUGGGAUGUAUAGAGCUAUUGAUAUUUUCCUCAAGGCUCAUCCCCUUCUGAGUGACUUGGAGAAAAAGAAAGUAUGCAGCUUGAUGGAUUGCCAGAAGCUAUCACGAGAGGCAUGUGCUCAUGCAGCUCAAAACGAUCGUCUACCUGUUCAAACAGUCGUUCAAGUGCUUUACUAUGAGCAGCAACGCCUUCGUGAAUCCAUGAAUGAAACUACUGGUAGUCCUAACUCUUCUGCAGGCGCCGUUGUACCAACUAAAACUCUAAACUUAUACACCACCAACACGCCCUCCGCAGAAGAGCUCUUGAAGGUGAUGAGAGAAAAUGAAGAGCUUAAAGUCGAGCUUCUGAAACUGAAAAUGAAGUUGAAGGAAUAUGAAAAACCUAGAAAUAUGAUUGAAAAUAAUAGCAAUAGUAAUAAUAUUACAUCUGUUACUAGUAGUCCUGCAAAAAGUGUUGCAUCUACCGUUGAUCAGAAGCCGCCAUUGCCAAGGAAGUCUUUUAUGAACUCUGUUAAGAAAUUGGGCCGGCUUCUUGUCCCCGCCGAUGGAGUACUUACACCUCCUCGCCGUGCUAAGACUAGUAAAGGUCGCCGUCAUUCCAUCUCUUGAAUUUGAAGCUCUUGAUUUAGGACUUUCUUUUUGGUAAUGUACAGUUUGAGGUUAUUGAUCAUUUAGUCCUUCUGAGGAUUGGAAAAAAACUGCACUUUCUUCUUUUCAACUUCUCUUUGCUAAAUUUAUUUGUGUGAUAUAUGUUAUUUGUAUAUUUUUGUGGACAAUUCAUCUUACAUUUAUAGACUUUGUAUAAUGGAAUACUUUAGUAUUGCUUA
This is a messenger RNA of Beta vulgaris subsp. vulgaris (sugar beet), 3349 nucleotides long. Its product is annotated as BTB/POZ domain-containing protein SR1IP1. Bases 1227 to 3131 code for a protein of 634 amino acids. The transcript has 5 exons. Lineage: Eukaryota; Viridiplantae; Streptophyta; Magnoliopsida; Caryophyllales; Amaranthaceae. The record is from RefSeq and is a predicted model, not a curated record. Gene Ontology annotation, molecular function: protein binding.